This is a messenger RNA of Vitrella brassicaformis, 1547 nucleotides long. NCBI's taxonomy places the organism in Eukaryota, Vitrellaceae. The record is from the annotation of a GenBank genome assembly.
AUUCAUUUAGUUGGCCAUCGUCCAUCAGGUCGUCCGAUAUAUAGACAAGAAAUGUAUGUAUGUACAUCGAGACAGAUAGACACACACACAGACAGACAGACAGACAGACAGACAGACAAGUAAAUGGCUGGUGUGCUCUGCCUCUCUCAGGUCAUCUAUCUCUGUCUCUCUCUGAUUAGUCAGGUCACGUGUAUUCAUGUGUGUGUAGCUCAAUCCAUGUACUCACACCCUCUGUGCUCUCGUCACUACAGCAACAAGCAUUUCAUUGUAUUCACUCAAUUGGCAUGAAUAAGCAAGCUGAGAGGCCCUAGCUAUUGCAGUGAGGUCUUGUUGUAUAGGCUCCUAACUAUCAUGCCAACCAGCACUCACACCCAGACAGACACGCAUAUCAAUGCAAGCAGACAAAUAGGAAGACAGCAAGUCUGUAGCAAAGAAACGAGAGAGAGAGAGAGAGAGAGAGAGAGAGAGAAGGGGGGGGAACUUGUGUACUGAGGUAGCUGAACAAACCACCAUAUGCAAUGUGAGAGACAGCAGGAAAGUGACCGCACACAGACAUGGUCUAUCCUGUCAACCGGCGAAAGGCCAGUUCACAGCAGCAGCUCGCCAAUACGUUCUCCUCCUUGUGAAACAGCUCAUAGCCUUGUCCCUCAAUGGCCCUGACCAGCCGAUCAGCAUCUCUCUCCCCCCAGCGGUCCAUCAGAUGCACCUCCACCUCUACCUCUCUCACUACUGGCCACCUGCCAAUGCCGCUCCCACCCAGCGCAUCAAACUCUCCACCUUCAAUGUCCACCUUAAGCAGCGAUAUCACUCGCUGCUCGUGGCCGAGCGCGAGCACGAUGGCGGGCAGGCCGAUGAAUUCCGGCGACGGCGGCUGGAGAGUGAGGCCUGGGUCGUUAGCUGGGGCGGUCAGCAAGGGGUGGCCGACGCCGUAGGCGUGAAAAGUGACGCCUGGUGGGGCGGCUGGGGCGGAGACGAACGGGUCAAACGUCUGCAUGGAGGACAAGAAAAGAGAGAGAAGGGAGUGGCCAUGCGUGCGUCAUCUUACGUGGAUCUCGCACUCCGGAGCGAUAUCGAGGAUGGCCUGCUCAAAGGUCCACUCAUUUUCGCUGCCGAAUGAGUACACAAGGCAGCUCUUUCCCUCCUUGGCCAAUUCUUCAGGCUCACACACCCAUUUGCCGCCAUCCAUGCUGUUGUUGGGGUCCCCACCAAGGCGCCGCUCGUUGUCGCAGUGCACCGAGGGCUGGUAGGGGCUCUGCUGCCAGAAGGUCGGGAGUUCCGCUGACCGCUCGGGGCUCGCGAGUAGGGGGCUGAUGUCACGGUGGUCGAGCGGAAUGAUGGCGGGAAGGGUCCAUACCCAAAGAGCGUUGAUGAGCAUCACCUUCUGCAUCCUCCCACCCUCGCCCACAUGGUUGCUUGGGGGCGAGGUAAGAUCGCCGCGAAUUCGAUUGAGGCAGUAGUACUUAUACAAGGGAUUUCCAAUACUCGCUUAGUAGUACUUAUACAAGGGAUUUCCAAUACUCGCUUCGCUCGCAUUAAAAAUCCCUUGU